Messenger RNA from Daphnia pulex (common water flea), 1531 nucleotides. It is a transcript of the gene Sil1, whose product is annotated as nucleotide exchange factor SIL1-like. Lineage: Eukaryota; Metazoa; Arthropoda; Branchiopoda; Diplostraca; Daphniidae. The coding region runs from base 1 to 1455 and encodes 484 amino acids. The transcript has 5 exons. The record is from RefSeq and is a predicted model, not a curated record.
AUGGACAAAUUCUUUGCCAUUUGUAUUUUCAUUUCCUGCUUUUGUGCAAAACUUAAUGCCGGCGAGGAUGCGGUACCGCCAAUAAUGUCUGAGGUCAAUGCAAAAUCAGAAGAAAACAAAUUUAUCCCAACAAACGAAUGGCAAGUUAUCCCCGAAGGUCAGGGAAUACCUCGAGGCUUGCAUGUCAGAAUUGAUAUGCAAACUGGGCUGAAGGAAGCCAAAUUGCUAGAAGAAGAAAAUGAUGAAACAACUGCAAAGACAUCAUCAGCUUUAAUCAGCACAGGUGCUGUUGAAGAUGGAGAAGAAGUCAAAGCUGAGCUUAAUCAUUCGGAAAUAAAGGAAGCAUUAAAGAAGAUCAAGAAUGAUGCUAAAGAUACGAGUGAGGAGAAGACUGGAAGAAGUUUUCGUACUUACGAUCAGAUUAAAGAAGAGAUGAAACAAGUUGAGCAAAGCAUCAAAACAGAAUAUGAAAUCGUGAAAGAACUUGUUGCCAAGUACAAAAGCCUUGAAGAUGAUUCAGAGCGUCAGUACAUUCUGAAUGAUCUGGAAUUUUAUGUCCACCAGUAUGACAAUGCACAGGAUUUUGUGAAAAUGGGUGGUUUCAAAGAUGUUGUACUCCCUGCAUUAAAUUCAACCAGCAAAGACCUAAGGAGUUCUGCAGCAUUCCUGCUAGGUUCUGCUUGCCAAAGCAAUCCAAAAGCACAAAUUGCUGCAAUCGAAAUUGGUUCGCUGCCUCAUUUGAUCCGACUCGUUUCUUUAGAUCUGAAUCCCGAAGUUCGCAAUCGAGCAUUGUACGCGAUUUCCAGUAUUGUUCGUAAUUUCCCGUUGGCCCAAAAAGCUCUCGUUCAGCAUGGAGGAAUGACAGCCUUCGCCGAUAUCUUUCUCACGGAUUCGGCCGACCUGAUCAAACUGCAACUGAAAAUCGUUACACUGCUGGGAGACAUCAUUUUGGAGAAGGACAUGGCAGCCCAGCGUUUACGAGACCACCAGACGGACGAGUCGAGUGAAAGUACCAGCAGCGAUGCCGAGAAGGACAUGCUGGUCGAAAAACUGCGUCAAUACGAAGCUGCCGGCGUCGAGAAAGUGCUAGUCGAGCAGAGCUUUUGUCGUCUUUUACCUCGACUUUUGAAGAGCAUUCGCAAAGAAGAUGACAAGCAAACUCGCCGCGAAGAUAUGAGCUCCGUCCAAGGCCGUCCAUUCAGAGAAGAACACGACGUGGUCGAAAAGGUCCUUCAAGCGAUGCUGAUUCUAACGCGAUCAUGCAAGACGGAAUUUCAAUCUUUCCGCAGUCAAAUACAAACCUUGGGGGAAAGGUACCACAAGUUGAAAAGUCUGGAAGAGGCCGACGUGAGUUCCAAGGCGGACCAAGACUCGAUCGAUUUGUAUUACAGCAAAAUUCACGACAUGUGUCAGAAGCUUUGGUCGGAACUCGAGCUGGAGAGAGAUGAACUUUAAAAGAUUUCAAUUGUUGUAUUUUUGUUUCUAAAUUAAAUUGUAAUAAAGGCAGACUUGUUUUUCCUUUUUACGUAAA